GCCUUUCGCGCCGGCUGGCGGGGCGAUGUCUGGCCCGGGCGCGGAGGCGGCGGCGGCGGCGGGGCUGGCGAAGGCGGGGGCCGGAGCGCCUCGCCCCCGGAGGAAGCUCCUCACAGCGGAAGAGGCAGAACUGUUCGAGCUGGCGCAGGCGGCGGGGAGCGGCCUCGACCCGGAAGUGUUCAAGUGAGCGGGGGGGGGGCGUAACGUGACGCGCCUUUGUAAUCCGCCCCGCGACCCUCGCGCGAAAGGCGGCACACAAAAGCCGGAGGGGGAAUCAAAGGCUCCGCAUUGCUAAGCCAGACUAUGGUUACUGUAAUUGCCACUUGUUCUUUACUCCCUGCCUUUUGCCCUGAUGGGACUCCAGGCAGAUUGCAGAUAAAUAAGGACAGGUGAAAAGCUGGAGGGGUGUGUGUAAACCCAUUAUUAAAUAAAACAAGUAUUCAUAGAAUAACACCCACCCACAUGUCAGGAGCUCGUCCUACACUUGAGUAGGACCCUGGCAGAGACACAUGCCUGACUGGCAUGUUCUCUCCCUCCUGGUCUUUUGUUCAGGAGCUUCAAAAGCUUUCUUCUGCCCGAACAUCACAGCAACUGAUGCCAACAGACAGGCACACUUAGGGAUCCACAGAGUGUUCACAGUUUGCAUAACAGACCUCAGCAACACAGAAUUUUGGCUAAUCUACUUUAUUUACAUAUAAACACACACAGAGCACUCCAGCAUGGCUCCCUCUCUCUCUAGCAUCAGACAGCAAAGAAAAAGAACAAAGGUCAAUAGUCCCACUUCACGGAACACAGGAACACAAACAUCCUGUCUCCAUCACUUCCCACUCUGUGGAGUCAAAACAUACACCGUCAUGUGAAGGACAACAAUCCCAUGACAGCAAUCAUGGAGCAGGAAUUCUAACACCACCCACAGAAGAUCUCUUGAAACCACACAGACAGUCAUAGCAAGGACAGAACAGCACCAGCUUCACUAAAAGCAACCAGUUCCCUGUGGGAGCAAGGAAGCCUUCGCCUGCCAGCUGUUCAGAGGCCCCUGUCCCUUGAUGGUGACUCCCUCCAAUGCCACAUUGCAGAGGAAGUGAAAUAGUGCCACUUGGCACUCCUCUUAAGUGCUCCCACAACCACAGGGGUCAGAGGCACUACAUGUGACAUGUUUGAAUUCCACCUGCCCCCCAACUGUAUUAUGUAGCAGGAAAGAGUAUCUUAUGGGGCCAGGGAGCCCAGAGUAGUCUAUAAGUGGCAUCUGCUCUAAGCUACCACUCUUAAAGGAAUCUGUCAGCAUUAGCUGGCAGCAGAGAGGUACUCCUGCCUGUGUUACUCAGAGCUCCCAGGACCUUCGUUUUUUACCUCUUAUGCUCAAAGUUUUUCUGUAAACCACUCCCUCUGUCAGUCUCAGUUGCAGUAUGAAUGAUAAUUCCUGGCAGGGCUGUGGAACUGGAUUCAGGCAGCCAUAGGAUCAUAGAAUUGUAGAGUUGGAAGGGACACUCAGGAUCAUCUAGCAAAGCAGGAAUACGCAUUUGUCCCGUAUGGGGAUCAAACAUUGGUGUUAUCGGCACCAUGCUCUAACCAACUGAGCUAUCUCCCCCUGCCCCAUGUAAACCUCUCUCUGGCUUUUAGAAGGCAUUUGAAGGCAGCCCUGUACAGGGAACUUUUGAAUGUUUGAGUUUUUUUGUGUUUUAAUAUUUUGCUGGAAGCCACCCAGAGUGGCUGGGCCAACCCAGAUGGGCAGCAUAUAACAACAACAAUAAAAAUAAAAAUGGGUAGGGCUGCCCACCUGACAGCCAAUGGACAUAAUGGAGUCGGGUGAUGCGUUUUUGCCCAUGCAUGCAAAGGCAUAGCCAACAAAAUUCAGACAACCAGCUGAUUGUCAAGCUUAGUGCUCAGUACUUUCCAAGACCCAACAAUCAGCUGAUUGUGUGGGGUUUCAAAGCUACAGCAUUACCUGCCUCACACCUGGCAUCAUAUAUGACAUCUGGUGUAGGGCGGGUGGACAUGGCUUAACAGGUCAUCUUAGGCCCACAGACCAGAAAGCUCACGCACAUUGUGGGGAUAAAUGGUAUGUUGUAAGCCACAUUGUCUCCAGUUCAGUCCACAAUAUGGGGAUAAUACCUAUGCACUGAAUUUGAAUUUGCAGGACAUUCUUUUGUAACUGUUUCAAGACUAAUUGACUGUAGGGUAGCUCAGUCGGUAGAGCAUGUGACUCUUAAUCUUAGGGUUGUGGGUUGGAGCUGCACGUUGGACGACAAAAUACUCCUGCAUUGCGGGGGGUUGUACUAGAUGACCCUCGUGAUCCUUUCCAACUCUACAAUUCUAUGAUUCUAUGACACUUUCACAUAAAACAGGGCCUAAGUUAAAGAGAAUGUGAACUGCAGUCUGCGUUUUUUGGGGAAAAACCAAAAAACAGCAACCCAGCAACAAGAAACAAAUCAGGAAAUCUAAUUUCCAGACAAUGAAUUGUUAGUAUAGUACUUUUAAUGUCUACCUAUGUUCCCUUCUAGGAUUCUGCUGGACCUUUUGCGCAUGAAUGUGGCACCUUUGGCUGUUUUCCAGAUGCUGCGCUCCAUGUGUGCUGGGCAGAGGCUUGUCAGUGCUGAGGCUGCUCCUGAGCCAGCGCGAGGUUAGUGGUGCCCCAUCCCUUAAGGAAAGAGGUGCUUGUUAAAGGCUGCUGCUCAUCAGGGCUUAAUUUGUGCCAGGGAAACUAGUAGCAACGAUAAGAGUAUCUUUAAGCAUCUGAGUACCUCUCCUACAUUUUGAUUAUUUUCCACAGUCAGUUCUCAAUUUGAAGAAGAUGUUAAGCUGCUAGGAUGGGCCUACAGUAUCAUUUUCUUUCCAUAUGUUAAUAGCUUUCAAGUUGCAAACUGAGAAUUGUAUAAAUCAUGCAAAUUUGACUGAAGUUAUACAUCUUUGAAAGUAUAAAGCCAUUUUAAAAACUACUCUCUUUGCUAUGCAGUUGAAAUUAGAAUUUGUGAAAUGUCCAUUUUCUGACCUCUGAUAUUUUCUAUAUCACUCAAGCCUGAUCCUCUUUUGCACACAAUCCAUUAAAACCAAAGAUUUAAAAAAAUAAGUGCCACUCUCUGCAUGAAUUUAUUUUACUGAUUUUUAACAUCCACUUUCUAAGCUGUAGAUAACAUCCUGUGUAAUAGGUAUUGUGUUCCUGGGCCUAUAGGAAACCCACUUGUUAUGAGUCAGCCAUUUGUUUAGCUUAGUGUUGUCAACACUGACCGGCAGCUGUUCUCCUGGGUUUCACGUGUGUCUUUUCCCCUGGAGAUGUCAGGGAAAGCUCUGCCGCUGAGCUAUUGCUGAGUCAGCAAGUUUUCAAUAAAAUGCAACUGUACAUUCUUGUGUUGCGUUCAGUCUAAUCCUAACUAGGCUUCUUGGGAAGUAAAUUCUUUUGAUUUUCAAUUAGACUUGUCAAAGUGCAUUGAGCAUUGCAGUCCCAAUAUGAUAUACAUUCCAGAUCACCCUUUAUGUCUGUUUCUCAGGCAGCAUUUGAAAGAUCAGUAAAUAUUUACAUUAUUAGAGCAGAUACAAUUUUGUUCACCUUGUUUACUGUUCUUCUACAGUUCAGGAAUGAACAUUUUGCCUGUCAUAGUUCAGAAUUAUUGCUUCUAAUUAGCAUAUCUAUGUUGACCAGAAGCAGUAGUUCUUUGGUGGCCUUAUUUUAUGUCAUAGCACCGUCUGUUCUUAGCCAAGGCCCCUUCACAGCAAUUCUGACCAUGUUUGUGCUUAGCACUGGAUAUAAUCUGGUUUCCGGGUUACAGUCUCAUUCAAGAGAAGGGCAAAAACAAGGCUUUAUAAAGCGGGAGGCAGAGGACCAGGGAGAUGAGGCUUAAGUACUAGAAGGCAGCACAGAAAAGGGGAGUUUGCGGUAGAAACUGUGAAGACUAUGGGGAAGCUGUUCAGCCACUAGGAAGGCAUGGCAGUUGAGAUGAAGGCACACGUGUGAGAAGGAAAGAAAGUGGGUCAACAGGAGACAAGCUUGCAGGAGGUGGGGAGCUGAGCACAACAGGCUGCCCCCUGGUUUCUUUCAGGGCCCUUCUCGGUUUUAUGUUGGUGAGCAUUCAUUCAUGCAUUCACAUACCUAAUGAUCUGUUAAUUCUUCUGGUCCGUACUGGAGUCUGCAGCACUAGACCACUUAACUGGAUGGCUUCCUACCGAUCAAAGGCCGAGGUCCCACAUACAACCCCCUGGAUUUAUUCUGUGUUUGGGCUUGCUUGUUAAUUUCUCCCAUCUCUGAUAUUGUAUCUACCACCCUGAGCUGUGCUAAAAGUUGCCCAGCUCUUGCCUUCCUGUUCACCUACUCCCCACUUUCAUUGCAGCACUCUUGUCAUGUCAGUACUAUAGAUCUUGCUUUUUAAGGCUGAGAGGGGGCAUUGAAAGAAGCAAAGAGCCCUCAUUCUCUCCCCCCCCCCAUCUUUCUGAUUGAGGAGAAGAGUGCUGCUGUGUGGAGAGGAGCAACUGCUACAGCCUGACAUUUGUGGCUCCUCUGAAUUAAGCAUCAAAUUACAUGGUGCACACAAAAUAGUCCUCUUUUUUGUUUUGUUUUUGGAAAAGCAGCUUUUGGAAGGCAAAGCUUGGAACAGAGAAGUGGCUGCUGACUUCACUUUCUUUCCAACAACACCAGAACUGGCUUAUGAAUAUAAACAACAAUUUUACUAGAAUAAAUAUAUAACCUCAUAAACCAACUAGACAAUGAGCAAACUAAAGUGCAGUGUGCAUAACCAAGCCUGGAGCUACUCAUAAACAUAGAAUGUACCAGUGUCUCUCUCAUUGCUGUACUGGUUAUGUAUGCAAUAAGUAUGUCAACAUAGCUGGAACAAAUAGUCGUUGGAAGCACAAAGCCAUAAACGUAGGAGCGGUUGCUAAAAAGCAUUCUUCAAGUAGUCGUUAGCUGGAAGCGCAAAUGAUCAAUUGAAGCCAAAUGGAUGAGCCCUGUUCUCCGGAUAUUAUCCAGGUUUUGCAGCAAACUUCAUCAGUCCAUAACGCUAAAUAAUAUGGAAUAAUACAGAAUGGCAUUCCAGUUACAGUAAAUGAACGACCACAAAAUACACGCAAUACCCAUCUCAUGCUGUAUCUUACUUAAUCGCUCAACACGUUUCACUCAAGAAAGAAGGUACUCACAGGCACAGCAAAUGUAGAAACUGGUGAUACCAAACAUUUAAAUACAUUACAGGUGCUUGGAAUCAGUAAUCACAUUCAUACAUGGUUAAAGGUAUAGUAACACUUCCCUGUUAUUGCUAAACAAACAAAGACACAAAAAUAGAUUUAUAUAUAACAACCAGAGUUAGAUUCAGUAUUCAAAACUUUUGGAAACGAGGUUCCUAGUUGAAAUAUUAAUUUGUACUCUUUUUGUAUCAAGGCUCUUCAUAUAUCAACAGAUCUAAAAGGUAGUUUUUUUAAAGUCCACAGGAUGAAAAAACUCAGGUCAUUUUCAGUAUGGGCCUCUUGCUGGAAAUGCUGGACUAACGUGUAGGCAAGCAUUGCAUAUUUUGGACCUUUGCUCAUAAAUUCCAGUCCUGAUUGCACAGGACCUACAUAUAAAAGCCCGCAAGCACAACAGAUACAGUACACACAAUUUUUUGUAGAACAAUUUGUAAACUGUUGCAAGACAAUCUUUCGCCCAUUUAUUGUGUUGGUAAAUGAUUUCACGGGCAAAGCAAAUCUGCAACAUGUGCAAUGACUGCAUCUAUAAUGCCCUUUCAGCGUAGUGUGUGGGUCGUCAUUAUGGUAUUCAAGUAGAUCAGUGUGGGAAAGAAUGUCCCUAAGCGAUCUAGUACGCCUUUUGCCUAAAAUGGGCACAUUUUCACAGCCUGGAAUAUGGGAAAUGAUGUGCCAAUGUCUCGUAAUCACUCUUUCAAUAGAAGAUAAAUAGUUGUACUCUAUAGAACCAAAAAUCCUGUCCUGAUUGUUUUUGGGUUUCGGUACCAACAAUUCCUGCCUAGAAGUUCUUUUAGCCCUUUCAAAGGCCGUUUGAAUUAUUUCCUCCAGAUAGCCUCUAUCUCUUAAUGAAGAGGAAAGGGAUGCAGCAUUUUUAAAAAAAUCAGUAUCAAGGGAAGAGCUUCUUUUAAGUCUAAUAAAUUGGCUGAACGGGAGACUUUUUUUUAAUUGGACUGGAUGGUUAGAAUGAUAAUGAAGUAAAUAAUUCCUAUCAGUAGGUUUGCAAAAUGGGUGUAAAUUAAUGACAUGUUCAUUACGUUCAGUAACAAAAAAUAAUUCAACUUCUAGAAAGGAAAUGCUAACCUCGCUCUUUUUACCAGUAAAUCUUAAAGCUGUAUCACAUUGAUUUAACCAAAUGUCAAAUUCCUGGUCCAAAACAAAAAUAAAAUCAUCAAUGUAACGAUCAUCAGUGUAACGAUAAUAAGCCAAUAAAUGCUUCCUAAAUGGAUUCGAAUCACUCAAAAUAUAUUCUAAAUCAAAAUAACGCAUAUAGACACAGGCGAGGGAUGGUGCACAGCGGGCGCCCAUUGCCACGCCCCUGCAUUGAAAAUAAAACUGUUCUUUAAAGCGGAAGAAAUUAUUUUCAAGAAUAAGGUCCAACAGAUUGAAUAACACAUGUACCAGCGGAUCAUUUUGAUUAUUGUUUUAUUGUCAUGCAGUAUUUGUUCAACCAGGGAACGUAAUCUAUCCAAUGAAACAUUAGUAUACAAAGCUUCAACAUCCCAAGUAGCUAAUAUAGCACCCUGGGGAACAGCGAGACCUUCUAUGACAGAAAUCAAAUGUUGAGUAUCCUUAAUGUAGGAUGGGGUUCUUAUUGCCAAAGGAUUAAGGAUUGAAUCCACAAAUUGUCCUGCAGGCUCAAGGAGGGACCCAGACCCAGAGAUAAUGGGGUGGCCGGGAGGGGGGGAAAUACCUUUAUGAAUUUUGGGGAGGGUGUUAAAAAUUGGAACACGACUAUGUUUUGGUACUAAGAAUUCAGCUAACUAGUCAGAUAUUAAACCAAGGGCAGACGCCUCUUGGACUACCAAUAAAAGCUUACGUCUGACCUCAUUAGUUGGAUCAUAAUUCACGGGUUGAUAAUAAUUGUGAUUACUCAACUGUUGAAAGGUCUCCUAUUCGUACACUUGUUUAUCUAAAACUACAACGGCCCCUCCCUUAUCCGCUUGUUUAAUAACGAGAUGUUUUUUCUCAGAAAUCUCUUUAAGAAUAUUGUUUUCUUCCCUAGACAAAUUGAAGGAUUUAUACUGUUUCUUCCACUCAAUUUUCUCUAUAUCUCUUAACACUAAGGACUGAUAUGUUUGGAUAUAAUGAUUGUGUGUUACAGGAUUGAACCGGGACUUAAUUCUCAAUGGAGUAGGCUGGUAUAUCUCGCCUGCAAAAAAGUCUCUAAGCUUUUAUGAACUUCUACGCGAGUUUGAAAGGCGGAAUAGCCAGGUGUGGGCACAAAACCCAAUCCUUUCUCAAGUAUAUUUCCACUCUAAUUUACUCGUCAGAAGACAAAUUAACAACUAAUGAUUCUGUUGGAAUCCUUUCCUCCUGGACGGGCGUUUCCCCGGCUCCUGCGAAAACCCGGAUAACGCCUGCUGGACCUAAGCUGCAAUUCCCUAUCUCUCUCCGUCUUGCUGUCACUGUGGCUGGAAGCACUGAUAGAAUCAUAAUCACUAGGGAAAUCACGUGGUCUAGUGCUGUCGUGUCUUCUGGGUUGUAUUUUACCCUUUUUAUCGUAGUUAAUCCACCAGUAUAUGUUGUUAUGGGCAUAAUCAUUUUUAUCCCUAUUAAAUUUCAGCAUUUUCAAUUUCUUAAUCUCAUCAGUGUAAGUGUUUAACUCCUUCUUUGUGAUCUGCACCAACUUGUCCAUUUUCUGUGAUUUUAAUUGAGUUUUUAAAUUUGCUAAUACCAUACAAAUUUCCUUAUCAACAAUCUCUAUCAUGUGUACAUUGUUCCAAGCACCUGUAAUGUAUUUAAAUGUUUGGUAUCACCAGUUUCUACAUUUGCUGUGCCUGUGAGUACCGUAUGUUCUGGUGUAUAAGACAACUUUUGAACCCCGGAAAAUCUUCUCCAAAGUCGGGGGUCGUCUUAUACGCCGGAUAUGGUGGUGACAGGUGGUGGCAGCAGCAGCUAGCUUGGAAUGGCGACGGGCAGAAGGAUGGUAAGAGCUGCCCCCCCCCUCCAUCCCUGGCUGCCUCCUGAAGCAGCAGCAACCGCAGCAGCCUCCCCUUCCCACAGCAAGGUGGUGCGCGGCUUCAGCCGGGGCUCCAAGGAGCUGGGGAUCCCCACAACUGCCAGAACUACCAGCCGGUGAGCGCAGCCCGUCGCUUUGCUGGAUAGCCGAUCGGGGCUCACUCGCUUCACCUCGGGCUGCUGCUGCUGCGACGGCAGAGGGAGCGGAGGGGUGCACGCUCUGCCCCGGCGGCGCUUGGCGGGCUUUAGGUUUGGGGGGGCUGCCUCUAGUUUGCUGCAGGCGGGGGUAGUCUUAUACGGUGAGUAUAUCCCAAACUCUAUAUUUUAACAGGAUUCCAAGCUCCUGUAAUGUAUUUAAAUGUUUGGUACCACCAGUUUCUACAUUCUAUAGUUUCUACAUUUGCUGUGCCUGUGAGUACCUUUUGUCUUGAAUGAACCGUGUUGAGUGAUUAAAAUACAACAUGAAAUGGGUACAGUGGUAUCUCGGGUUACGUACUUAAUUUGUUCUGGAGGUCCGUUCUUAACCGGAAACUGUUCUUAACCUGAAGCACCACUUUAGCUAAUGGGGCCUCCCGCUGCUGCCGCACCAUCGGAGCACAAUUUCUGUUCUCAACCUGAAGCAACCUGAACCCGAGAUAAUAUUUCUGGGUUAGCGGAGUCUGUAACCUGAAGUGUAUGUAACCUGAAGCGUGCAUAACCCGGGGUACCACUGUAUUGCAUGUAUUUUGUGGGCAUUCGUUUAUUGUAACUGGAAUGCCAUUCUGUAUUCUAUAUUAUUUAGCAUUAUGGACUGAUGAAGCUUGCUGCAAAACCUGGAUAAUAUCCGGAGAACAGGUCUCAUCUAUUUGGCUUCAGAUGAUCAUUUGACUUUGCGCUUCCAGCUAACGACUACUUGAAGAACGCUUUUUAGUAACCGCUCCUACGUUUCAUUUUUAAUUAACUUCCACACAGUUUCAUUGUAUGGCUCUGGUUCUAAUAUUAAAAGAAAAUUCUUUCUAUCCAUUUUCUCCACAACAUGCAUAAUUUUUAUAAACUUUUAUCAUGCUUUCCCACCCCAAUAAUUUCCUUUCUUUUCUAAACCAAAAAGUUCCAAGUACAUUAGUUUUCCCCAUGGGAAUCGUGUUCCGACUCCGUUGGCCAUGGUGGUGGUCCUCUUCUGCAUCUUUCCCAGCAUCACGGUAUCCUUUUGAGAUGGGUCAACCAGGAAUGUAUUCUCAGCUAUGACCACACAAUUGAUUAUGGAAGGCAUUACAGACUCAAACUGGUACCCAGAUGAAACAGUCUAGCAAGCUGAAGGCUUCAUAUUACAUAUUACAUACAGGAAGGCAGAGGCCCAAAUUGACACCCAUGUUUUCACCAGACAAGCAUUUUGGGCUGCUUUCAAGGAAGGGCGGUGGACAUAUUAAAUAAAUAAAUGAAUAACCCCAAGCCUGGAAUUUGUCUUUUUCACAGCAGUUGCGUCAACAUCUUCUUUGAGAGGUACAGCAUGGCCUCCCAAUUUCUUUCCUGGUUAAUCACUACCAGUUCAGGCCUCAUCAGUGUACAGAAGUUGAAAUUAUUUUCCCCCACUUACUCCUAUUGAACUGCUGUACGCCUGACUCAAAUUACUUAAAUACUUUCAGUCAAUCGUUUACUGUAUUUGGCUAAAAGCCAUUACAAAUCCAGUUACAAAACCAGCAAAUCCAAUAAAACCUAUUAAAAAGCUUCAGAAAUAAGCAAUAAUUUACAAUAAAUCAAAUACAGAUUAGCUGGGAAGAUGGUGGCACAGCGGGGAUCUAUAUAAAGAGGCAUGGCGUUGCUCCUGCAAAAAGGUUUUAUCUGCUAUUUUUAAAAGUUUUUUAAAAACACUCUUAACUUUUUAAGCUUCUCAACUUGCAAUUUGGAUGCCUUUCUGGGUUUCGGGACCCUGUUUUAAUUGUUUGAACUGUUUAUUUUAUCUUCUUACCGUCCCCUGGUCUGGAGGAAAUUUCUUUCUAAGGAGCCUUUUCAUUAUUACCUCCCCUUACCUGCUUGCUCACAGAUUAGCUUUCUGCUUCAUUGAGUUAUUUGCUUGGCAUCAUUAAAUACUAUCAUAAAUUAUCUAUAUGAUUGUAUUAUGACUGUAUUAUAUGCUACCAGUCACUCCAGAUCCUUGCGGACUCUGCAGCUUAUAUCCUGCAUCUAUCCUCUUUCCUGUUCUUUGUCCAGUUACUGAUUCAUAUGAGGAAAACUUUUGCCACUAUGGUGGGGGAUAUUUGUGAGUUCAAAGUACCGUAUUUUUCGCCCAAUAGGACGCACUUUUCCCCCUCCAAAAAUGAAGGGGAAAUGUGUGUGCGUCCUAUGGGGCAAAUGCAGGCUUUCGCUGAAGCCUGGAGAGCGAGAGGGGUCCGUGCGCACUGACCCCUCUCGCUUUCCAGGCUUCGCGCAGCUCUCCGCAAGGUGCGGGAGCCCGGCGCCGGGCUCCCACGGCUUGCGGAGAGUUGCCUGCUCUGGGGGCUGGGGUCAGGGGAAGCUCGGGCUUCCCCCAUCCCAGCCCUGCGCCUGGGGGGAAAAUAAUUUCCCCCCUUUAUUUCCCCCCCAAAAAACUAGGUGUGCCUUAUGGGACGGUGCGUCCUAUAGGGCGAAAAAUACGGUAUAUAAUAUCUUCCUCUAUUAACAUGCUUGUUAACACUCAGAGGAUUGCUGAUGCAGUACUUGCCUUUGCAGAAGUCAUGCUAACUCUUCUUGAACAAAGCUUGUGCUUCUUUCUUUAGUAAUGUCUCCACGAAUAUAGGUGGAUCAAGCAUUAGAUGAAAUAGCUCAUAAUUUGCUGCCUCAAUCUCCCAGAUGUUUUAUUGCUCACUUCCCAAUCCUUUGGGAGCAAGGCCUCUUUUUCACAUUGGGUAUUUUUGACAUGAAAUCACUAGUUUCAGAUUUUAGUUCCUAUGUUUAUGGUAUCUGGUCCCACGUUGUUCCACACUUUUUCAGCAAUGUUGGAUAGGAAUAUAUGACCUGCUAUUUUAUGUGAUCAUAAAAGACCUUCAGUAUUUUUUUCUGGUAACGUUGUGACAAUACAUGUUGAUGAAUCGUUAGCCUUGGCUUAGCGGAGGUAUACAGCCUGAGCAAUAUUAAAAGGUUCCUGAACAGCCCUGAAAGAUACCAAAGGCAGGGAAUUCAGGGAGCCAUUCAGGCGGUGAAUGGUUUUACACAGAGGUAGAACUGGUGUGAAGCAUCAGGCGUUAACAUCUGUCAGCCACUCUUGCUCAGGGGAAGGACAGCCAAUUGGGCACCUUCCAGAUGAUGUGGACUACAACUCCCAUCAGCCCCAGCCAGCAUGAUCAGGGGUGAUGGGAGCGACUCCAUAACAACUGGAGUAUUUCACACUGGCUUCCUUGCGAGCAGCAUAAAACAAGUUGAAGCAAGUUGUUGAAUAAUAAUGACAUCAUGAUUAUUAUAUUAUAAUUCUUUAAAGAGAUCUUAUGUGUCAGUUUUACCACACUACAUUGAGUUAGAACAAAGGCAGUAUAAGUUCAUUCUCCAGAAACACAAAAUCCUAACCACACGUAAGUGAGUUGUCUUGUGCAGUGGUUGGGAUGAACAUGUUUAGGUGAUUUAGGACUGUUGAGAGAAGGAAAUGAUUUUGAGACUGAGGAAAGUCUGGGAGAAACACGAAUGCCUCUUGUGUGGAAUCUCUUCUCACCCUGUUGCACAAAGGAAUCCCCCCAAGCUGUGCCUGCCCCUCAUUCUGCAUUGUGCACUAGUGGGGUCACGGCCACAAUGAAGGUUGCUACAACAGAACCAGGUUCCUUCUUACCUUGCCCUGUGAGCCUUGUUUUCUCUUCUCUCCAUGCAUGUGCCUCUUUGUAAGUAGAAUGGAGCAAAAUUGAUCCAAUGCAUUGCUUAUGCUUCUGUCAUUUAGUAUCUUAUCAGGAACAUUUCACAGAAAUCCAUAUGCAUAUUUACAAAAUCAUGAUCCUUUGGUGUAUCACAUAAUGGCUUAGAAUUGCAAGAAGACAACUGAAGAGAUUGAAAUAGAGGUGAUAUAGCCCCUGUUUCCUCCUAAAUCCUUCAACCUGGCUAAAAGAUCAUAAUACAAGUAUCUAUGCAGAAUUAUUCCACUAAUUGUGAAUUGUAUAGGGGGAGUAAAAAUAGCCAUGAUUACAUAACCCUGUGUAACAAAGCAUUCAGGUCAUACAUCUUUGAACAUUUGUUGGGAUAUUUGAGCAUUUGCAAGUUUGUUUCUGUGUCUAUCGCCAUGUGGUGUUUCUAAUUUGUUUCUGUGUCUCUCUUUGAAUUAGAGCCCCCAUUUGUCUCUGCCAAGACCAGUAAAAUCCCUGCACCACUUUCACUUUCCUCUGCCCUUCGACCUCCGAGAAUAAGAGUUACUAAGGCUGUGGUCUACAGUCCUGCUGCAGCUUGCUCGCCUCUCUCUCAAGGUCCCCCUGGCUCUUUCCAGUUUUCUUGCUGCCUGUUCUCUCCUUUUGCAGGUUGUGUGUGUUCGUUACCUACUGGGUUUUAAUUCAGCCUUCUGUGACCAAAAGAGAAUCCCCUUCAAAAAGUUAUUCUCUUGUUUCCAGAUCCUAAACACAUUUACUUGAUAGUAAGUACUAUUGAUUUCAGCAGAACUUGUUUCCAAGUAAAUGUGGUUAGUACUUUAACUUAUACAAAAUUAACACUGUGUAGUGUUCAUUGCAGUUUUAACGAGAUGGCAUUUGGGGGGAGGAAACAUAGGAAGCUUUUAAUACUACUACCACUUUAUUAAGAGAAUGUGGAAGACGGUAUAUUUUCUUUUGGGCGUAUCCUAAAUGCACCUUCUUGGCAGGAGAGAUGACUCAAAUUUCUGGUGAUUUCUGAGGGGGCUGCAUGUCAAGACCAAAAAGGCAGACUGGGUUGCGUCCACAGAGGAAUGCCUUCCCAUGACAUGCAUAGAUUUAGCUAUUUUGGAUUGUGCCACCCAUGUGCCUUUUGCUACUUGGGAUCACGAUAGCCUGGUUCAGACACACCUGAACAUUGCAAUGCGUGCAGAGGCCCCUUUGUCAAAUGCAUUAGCCUGUCAUGUGCUGCCAUGUGCUCUGGAAAGCUCUGGCUGAGUUACUUUUCUGAGAUGCUCUGACUGAGCUUGGAGUGCUUGUACAGUUUCCUUUUCUGUUCAUACUGCAUAACCUGUUCAUCCUAAGAUACAGCGUUGGAAUCUUCAGCUUUCGGAAUUCAGACUUCUGGGCUAAAAUGUUCUGUCCAUUCUUUUUGAUACCUGAAUUCAGUGUUCUUGAAAACGUUGGGCAAAUCCUUCAAGAGCAGUUUUGUAUGCGUGUGGCAAUAUAAAGUUGAGUGGUGUGUGUGUGUGUGUGUGUGUGUGUGUGUGUCCCCUUCAGAAUGCCAUUGCAUAUACACAGGAGAGAGACUCCUUCCUCUGCUUUGUCCCUUCCUUGCUCCCCAGCAGUUUUAUCUGCAGCUGGCACUGGCUGCUGUUUGCCCUUCAGUGCUCUGUGUGCACCAGGAAGCAUGAGGUCUCAGGCUGGAAUUGCAGAAGGAAGCUGCAGACACUUAGGAGCAGUAAUGCCCUCUGGGGAAGUCGAGGGAUCCACCCUGCAGCUGAAUUGGUAAAGGCCAUUGGUAAGCCACCUGCCCCAUCAGGAUUAAUCAUGUUUGAGGUAGAAAGGGUUUACCUCUCUGUACACAUGAAAAGCCUCCUCCUACAGCUUCCACUUCACCCUCUGGGGAAAAGUAUCUGGCAAUUCUAUGUGUGUGCAGGAGAGCCUAGUGAGAAACUGGAUUCCCUGAAAGGCUGACUGAUUCCUAUGGUUGAGGGUCAUGUAGAGAGACUGGAUUCUGGAGGAGGAGGAAGGCUUGGAGAGGAAUAGAAACAGAUUUCCAUAUAGACAGUAACAUCGGAGGAGGAUUGAUUCCUGCUUUAAGAUUUUGAUUGGAGUUCUUGGUAUAUAACAUAAAGGAUGGACUUUAACAAAUUUCUCAAAUAGCACAAGGGUUUGGAUAGAUACAUUCAGAAUAGAAAUUCCAAGUCUACAUAAUGAUGGACUCUUAUGAAAGGGGAAAAUACAGUGGUACCUCUGGUUACGAGCUUAAUUUGUUCUGGAGGUCCGUUCUUAACCUGAGGUACCACUUUAGCUAAUGGGGCCUCCCGCUGCCACCGCUCCACCACCGUGUGAUUUCUGUUCACAUCCUGAGGUAAAGUUCUUAACCUGAGGUACUACUUCCGGGUUGGUGGAGUCUGUAACCCGAAGUGUUUGUAACCCGAGGUACCACCAUACUGGGCAAAAAAAUUCUUGCAUUGCAGGGGGUUGGACUAGAUGACCCUCGUGGUCACAUUCAGCUCCACAGUUCUGUGAUUCUGUGAAGUGACAAAGAAAUGUAUAGCUUUCCUUGGGAGAUGGCGCCAGAGAUGAUCAACUUCUACCCCCACCCCUUUCCUCCAGCCCUGGAAACCAGAGUCCCAGGGAAUCCUAAGGCUCGGGAUUUGCUUUUACCUUGUUCUCUCCACUUCGUGGUGAUGGUGACACAAUGUGCUAUUAUAUGCAUUGUUAUAUUAGUGUUACAUUAUAUUAUAUUAGUGUAGCAGUAACUUCUGUGGAUGCUGUUUGGAAAUACAGCAAGCCAGCAACUUACAUGCAUGAUUUAACUUGUGCACAUUCAGUUUUAUGUGCUUGGCAAAAAAUAAAAAUAAAAUUAAAAAAUGGGGGCAGGAAGGGGGCUGGCAUCUGGGGAAAAAAGUCUUUGGCACUCCCACCUGCCAUUGCAUCCAGUCUGCUUUGGCUAUAUGUGAUUUUGGCAUUAUCCCCUGCAACUUACCCCCGCGUAAGUUGCAGGCUUACAGUAUUACUUUUUUAGAUAGGCCUGAAUAUGCCUUCAUUCAGUAUUAUAGUGCCAAGAGCAUAGAAUACCAUCUUUUAAUAGUUGCUAGAUCUUAAUUUGGGAAUCUGAAAUAUACCCUUCUGAAGCAUUGUGAUAAAUUAUUAUGUACUAGAAGAACUAUGUUUUCACCCUGAAAUGCCACAUAGUUGCUCACUUUGAUGCAAAUGGUAAGGAAAAAAAAUACCUUGUCAUAAAAUUGGACCCAGUGAGGAGAAGCUGGGACAUCUAGACAAAAGGUGUCCUUGAAUCUCAGCCCCACCAAUCAGUUGGGAGGGAUGCGAGUUGCUGAAUUGUUUGAGGAAGUGCAAGCUUUUCUGCUUUUAACGGAAAUUCAAUGUGUGUUGUGCAGUUGUUGCUUUCAAUAGUCCUGCUAUUUUGGAGGAGGCCCAGGAUUCCUAAAUGCAGAGCAGUUCUCUCUUACGCCAAGAAUCGAAGAUGAUGUCAGCAGGGAGAAUAUUUUUUUUUGUAUGGUGAGGAAAGAGGGAGGAAUACACAGAGAGAAGCUCUGCUGGCUUUAGGUCCCUUGCCAGUUGCAGGGAGUAUUGACGGUCAGAGGCAAUGGAUGGUGGACUUGGUUAUGCUACCUGGAUAGUUACUGUUUGUAAAAGUAAAGUUUAGGAUAAGAAUUCUGAAUAAGUGUUGAUGGAUGAAGCAAGCCUUUGCUGAUGCUGAGCUGAGCUCCUCUUUCAGUCUGGCUUAGUGUGCUGCUUUCCUUAAAUAUUUGGUCAGACUGUAGCUCACAACUACUAUGCAGAUGGUAUUUAACACUAGUAAGACAAAGUGAGAGAUCAGUGCUAGCAUUUUCAAACCUCUAGAGUAAACAUAUUUCACAUUCUGCAACCUUUCCACAAAUACUGGAACUCUAAUGGCAGAAAUAAUACUAUUGGCAGUAUUGUUGGUCAUGAUUUACCAAAAGAUCCUUUAGUAAUAAUAUUUGGUUACCUUAAAUGAGCAGCACCCAGUGAGAAUUUCAUAAUGACCACAGUUUGUAUGACCACUUGCCCAUAAUUGGGUGGGGAAACUGAUCCACCUUCUUAGGUACUAAAAACAUGUUAUCUGGCAUAUAGGACCAAAUUAAUAAAUAUAUGGGUCAGAGAAGGCUGACAUCACAAGUCCAUAAAGAAAUUGGCUUUUAAAAUUUCUUAUUCAAACAACAAAGUUCUUGAUGCCAUAAACCUGUAGGAUGAUAUCCGACACUGGUAAUACUCAGAAUAGUCCAUUGAUUUCAUUGGGUCUACUCUAUGACUGAUAUUGAAUAUUACCCACAUACUUUACUAGGUGAAGUAUAGUUUUGUUCAUGAUCCUCAGUAAGACAGAGUGAAAGACAAGAGACAAUUACUCAUAUUAUGUUAAAUAGUAAGAGUGAUAUCUAUGGACUGCUAUGUUAACUACUGAUCUGACAGCUUGUGUUUAUUUACAUGUGUUAACUUGCUUUUUAAUGUUUGACUUGCUAUUUAAAAUUAAAUAAUAAAAGCAAAAAAGAGCAAACUUAAGAGUAUAUCGUGUUAUAGAUAAACUUUAGGCAACUUUUAUGUAUUUGAGCAAUGCUAGCAAUUGAUAGUUGGUCACAAUACAGCUCUGCAGUUAGCAUCCCUUUGUUUUCCUGUAGGGAGAACAAGAAGCAGCUCUGCAGCAACUGGGAACCAAGCUCUGCUAGAUCCCAGCAACCGUGAAGGCUCUGUUCAGCGAGUCCCUCGGCAGCCAAGUGGCAGCAGGCUGCAGAAGGCUGGAUGUCCCGUGAAGAGUACAUAAAUGCUUGGAAGAUUGGUGGUUCCAGUAUUAUGGCGAAAUUGCAAUGUAGUGAAUGCACCUAGUCAAGAUGGAUUUGUAAUGUUCCAAAAUGUCACAUAUAGCUCCUAUCAAGAAAACAAGUAUGAUAUGAAGGUUGGUUUCAUCACGGUUGGGCUGGUUUUCAAAUUCCAAAUGUGGUUAUAGCUGAUGAUAUAGGAUAUACUGUUGCAACUCCCUGUUACAGGUGUGUGUCCUUCCUUCAUAAAGACAUUGUUAGUGCCUCUCUCUCUCAUUUAUUUGUUUUCCUUUUGGGGAAUUUAGCAAUUAAAGAAAAGCACACCAACUUUUUAUAGUAUGGAACUGAAUCCUCUUACUGUUUACUGAAUCCCACUAUGCUGCCAUUGUUGUUGCAUGCCAAAAUCUCUUCUAAGUAGUUAUAAAUGAUAAAGUCCAUAAAUAAUUAAAAU
Molecule: messenger RNA, 17147 nt
Organism: Podarcis lilfordi (Lilford's wall lizard)
Lineage: Eukaryota; Metazoa; Chordata; Lepidosauria; Squamata; Lacertidae
Source: the annotation of a GenBank genome assembly